Messenger RNA from Prunus armeniaca (apricot), 1059 nucleotides. NCBI's taxonomy places the organism in Eukaryota, Viridiplantae, Streptophyta, Magnoliopsida, Rosales, Rosaceae. The record is from the annotation of a GenBank genome assembly.
AUGGAUCCUUUCUCUUCAAGCUCACAUAACCUCAUUCUGAGCCUCGUUCUUUUACUAUUCUUCACUUUCAGAGGCGUUUCAGGCACUACGUUCACAUUCGUCAACAGAUGCGACUACACAGUUUGGCCAGGCAUUCUCGCAAAUGCCAACAGUCCUAGGCUCGACUCCACCGGAUUCGAGCUCCCGAAGCAAACCGCCCGCACAUUCCAAGCCCCAACCGGCUGGUCGGGCCGUUUCUGGGCCCGAACCGGCUGCAGUUUCGACGGAUCCGGGUCCGGGUCCUGCACCACCGGCGACUGCGGCUCAGGCCAAGUCGAGUGCAACGGCGCCGGAGCCGCCCCGCCGGCGACCUUAGCCGAGUUCACUCUCGGCACCGGCGGUCAGGAUUUCUAUGACGUCAGCCUCGUCGACGGGUACAACUUGCCCGUUUUCGUCGAGGGUACUGGCGGGUCGGGUCAGUGCGCAUCCACCGGGUGCUCCACGGAUCUGAACCGGAUGUGCCCGGCCGAGUUGAGGGUCGGCGACGGCGACGCGUGUAAGAGCGCCUGCGAGGCGUUUGGGACCCCCGAGUACUGCUGCAGCGGGGCGUAUGCCACACCCGCCACCUGUAGCCCGUCGGUUUACUCGCAGAUGUUUAAGGCGGCGUGCCCCAAGUCGUAUAGCUACGCAUACGACGAUGCUACGAGUACGUUUACGUGUACCGGGGCCGAUUAUACGGUUACAUUUUGCCCCUCGUCUCCAAGUCUAAAGUCCACACCAAUGACAGCAACCCCAUCACAAGGGGCUGCUACUGCCGGUUCAACUCCCGGGUUCGCUUAUUCGGAUUCUGGUGCCGGGUCUGGGUCCGGGUCAGCCACGGGCACAGGCACAGGCACAGGCACAGGCACGGGCACGGGCACCGGGACAGUUCCCGGGUCAGGGUCUGGAUCUGGUGAGGCCAUGCUGGCAGAUGAUGGGUCAUGGUUAGCUGGUUUGGCCAUGGGAGACUCAAAUAGGGCAGGGCCCCUCUCCAUAACCUCAGCAGCUUUGUGUAUCAUCUUGUCCUAUCUUUUCUUGUAG